GUCAAAAUGAACAACAAUUAUAAUCAAUAUACACAACAACAACAACAACAAGGCUAUAAUAAUGCUUAUUAUCCAGUUUAUGGAGAUCCAAAUACACAAUACUCAAACCAACCAUACCCAAACUAUGAUUAUUAUUACCAACAAAAUAACCAAUAUUAUCAACAAUUAGAAGCAUAUAAUAACCAACAGGCUGUUAAUCCUACUAAUACUUAUGGAAACUAUGAUCAACACCAGAAUUUAACACAUUGGAACUAUUAUGGACACUAUUAUCCUCAACAACAACAACAACCUUUUCAAAGACCUAUUAAAUACAAUAAUAAAUCAGUAAAGAACUCUGCAAACACUUUUAAUAAUCCUGCUGCAGACACCCGACCAAUGAGCAAAUAUUGUUGCAAUAGAAUACUAAAGAGUGUACAAGCCAUUGCACAACAUGAGAGUUUACAUAUCAAAUGUCCACAAUGUGACUUUAUGUGCUUAAAGUCAUUCUUGGAAGAGCAUGAAGAACAAUAUCAUGGAAAACCAAGCACAAAGAAACAAUCUAGGCCAGACGGUAUUGUGCCUCCUAAUGCUCCGAAAUUAGACACACCAGAACAGCUUGCAGCAUGGAUCGCUGAGAGAAAGAAGAACUGGCCAAGCCAAACGAAUGUUGAACGAAAGACGCGUGAGGAAGCAGAAAAGAUGGCAAGAGGAGAGUUACCAUUGAAGCGUAAAGCCAAUUCGCAGCAAGGACCGAAUAAACGACAGGCUGUGAGCAAUCAAUCAAACGAAGAGAAGGAUAAUAAUGACGAUGAUGACCUUAUGGACCCAGAAAAGGAUGCCAUUACCUCAAAAGAUCCAUCAUCAAUAGGAAAGAUUUCAUUACCUGAAGAGAAUAAGCCAAAGAGAAAAUGUAUAUAUUUUAUUAAAGGAAGGUGUAAUAAGGGAAGUAAAUGCACUUUCUUGCAUGAACGACCUACAACCAAUGGACCCAAGCAAGUAACAGUCAUAAGGAAGCGACCCAACUUGCUUUAUAAGCUUUUGGAAAAGGACAUUAUGCAAGAAAAGAGCGUGAUCUUGCAAUGCUUUAGAUAUUUAGUAGAUAACAACUUUUUUGGAAAAGAAAAAACUACCACGACUACUACUCCUAUUACUGACAUAGACAACAACAACCAUGCCGCUAUCCCCGUAGAAGAAGAGGACGAUACCAAAGAACACAUAGAACAACUUGCAUAAAUAUUUUCUUAAUAAAAUGAUACAAACCAUAAAGCAGUCACUUAUGGCUGCUUCAGUUUAAAUGCGUUAUGCAAGCUUAUUUCCUACACUUUACGAAAAGGUUCACUUAAAGAGCGGAUCAAGUACUGUUCACUGUUCUUCAUGGGG
Molecule: messenger RNA, 1359 nt
Organism: Rhizopus microsporus ATCC 52813
Lineage: Eukaryota; Fungi; Mucoromycota; Mucoromycetes; Mucorales; Rhizopodaceae
Exons: 5
Coding region: 7-1212 (401 amino acids)
Biological process (GO): box C/D snoRNP assembly
Cellular component (GO): nucleus
Molecular function (GO): metal ion binding; RNA binding
Source: RefSeq, a predicted model, not a curated record